Messenger RNA from Drosophila eugracilis, 1201 nucleotides. RefSeq lists its product as uncharacterized. The record is from RefSeq and is a predicted model, not a curated record. Gene Ontology annotation, molecular function: calcium ion binding; A2-type glycerophospholipase activity. Lineage: Eukaryota; Metazoa; Arthropoda; Insecta; Diptera; Drosophilidae. Bases 77 to 1201 code for a protein of 374 amino acids. Gene Ontology annotation, biological process: arachidonate secretion; lipid catabolic process; phospholipid metabolic process. The transcript has 2 exons.
GCGAGCAGUUCGGAGCGGAUCGACGGUACAGAGUGUUGGUGUCCAUCGAAUCGAACGUCAGUUCCUGGAUUCGAACAUGUUGUGGAUAAUGGGGCUAGUAGUGACCGCCAUGCGGCUCUAUUACGAGGCAAAUGCCACUGUGGCAAAUGUCACGGUGAUUGAAGACAUUAGGAACGCCUUCAGAGGCGUCACCAAUGAUACGGAGUUGGUGAAUCACAUAAUACCGGAAAUGUACGGGGCGAGCAUGCGUAGUGCGAAUCCCUCGUUUGUCUUUAAAAUGCCCAGAAAAUCGAUCGGUGGUGGUGAUGUCUUUGAGCUGCUAACAAUGCAGCGAUCCGAUUUCGCGGAACCAAUCUUUCCCAAUGUCACCCACUUGGCCACGGUCAUAGAUUCAUCCGCCACGACUCCGCCGGACACCAGCGUGAAGACCAGUCUGGUCAAAACGCCGCAACUGGAGUGGCAGCAGAUGGGACUGGAUGGAUGGACAGGGGAGUUAAAGCCCCCAGAGCCAUGGCUGGAACAGGGUCAUAAGGACACUAGCCCGCCUAUCAGCUGGCAGAACUCGUAUCCCCAUGAUGAGAUACACCUUGACUUCAAGAACAAUCAUUUCGAUGGCCGGGUGACGGACAUACGUGUGAUAACAUCAACAACUGGUAAACCAGCGGAGGUGGAAGACCUGAUGAAUGGCCAAAAUGUAUAUAUAGCAAGGGUAAACGAUCCUUUUGGAUUCUCCAUGAAGUGGAGCUUCAAUAAUGACAGCGGUCAGGAGCAAGAACUUUUGCAAGAGGGAGAUCGUGGUAAAAGGGAUGUAGCUCGGCUAUACUCCAUGAUCAAGUGUUCCACGGGUUGUGACCCGCUGAUUUACAAGGGCUAUGGCUGCUAUUGUGGAUUCGGCGGACACGGAGUUCCCGCCGAUGGCAUCGAUCGCUGUUGUCGCCUGCAUGACAAGUGUUACGGCCAAAGCAACUGCAUCUCCUAUCUGGAAUACUUUGUGCCCUAUAUAUGGAAGUGUUAUCGUGGCAAACCACUUUGCGCCGUAGACCAUGGAGAAUUCGGUGGCCCCGAUUCCUGUGCUGCCCGUCUCUGCCAAUGCGACCUGCGACUCUCCAGAUGUCUAAAGAAGUUCUACUGUCCGCAACGUCGCUCCAUUUGCCACUCAUCCAGAUCUCGGCGCUUACAGAACCUCAUAUUUUUCGAUUGA